This is a messenger RNA of Strongylocentrotus purpuratus (purple sea urchin), 588 nucleotides long. RefSeq lists its product as uncharacterized. NCBI's taxonomy places the organism in Eukaryota, Metazoa, Echinodermata, Echinoidea, Camarodonta, Strongylocentrotidae. The transcript is spliced from 2 exons. Bases 127 to 588 code for a protein of 153 amino acids. The record is from RefSeq and is a predicted model, not a curated record.
GCGCAUAUAACGCCUCUAAGCUUUAAACUAAAAUGUGUUUAUUGUGCCCAUUGCUUCUAAUUUUGGAUGCACUUGUAAUUCCCUAAAAAAUCACUGCAAAAGUUACCCAGAGAAGAUUUGAUCGACAUGGCAGAAUACGAGGACUGUGACGUAGGAUCGCCAGGUCCGAAUUCGAGCCUCACCUUGGAGGAUUUACGAGGAAGGGUGCGGUGUCUGGUGGAGAGUUUGGGGCAGGUUCGGGAAAUGGUGUCAGAGACAUCUGUGGGGUUUCAGCACACAUUCAACAGAGUGGAUGGAGUGGCACACGGGAUCAAGGAGAUGAAUCGAGAGUUAAGGAGCACUCGUGAGGCCCUGGAACAAGCGAAGGCAAAGCUGGACCAGGAGCUCGAUCCCCAAACCGAAAGAGCGAUGGGCAAGUUCUUGAGGGAGCACCUCAGAGCGGCCACACCCAGGGAGGACUUUGCUCUGUGUCGGAAGAUCCGCGGUUCGUAUCCCGAGCCGGUGGACAGGGGAACCACUGCGAGGCCCGCAGGAGGGCCGAUGGUCCAUCAACCACAAUUCGCAGAGCCUGGUCUUUUUCCGUUUUAG